Molecule: messenger RNA, 828 nt
Organism: Chilo suppressalis (striped riceborer)
Lineage: Eukaryota; Metazoa; Arthropoda; Insecta; Lepidoptera; Crambidae
Source: the annotation of a GenBank genome assembly
AUGCCGCCGGACGAGUUCAACCAGCAAAGCAUGUCUAGCGAAAUUCUUCGUCCAUGGGAAAUAGCUGUUUAUCUAUCUCUUUCUCCCACCCUUCGCUACCGCUCUCCCUCAAGCGUGGCUAAUCAAGGCACGAAAAGAAAGAUGAGCAGCUCAGAGGAGGUGUCUUGGAUUUCCUGGUUCUGCGGAUUAAGGGGCAAUGAAUUCUUUUGUGAGGUGGAUGAGGACUAUAUAAAUGACAAAUUCAAUUUAACUGGACUUAAUGAGCAGGUACCACACUACAGGCAAGCUCUUGACAUGAUCCUGGAUCUGGAGCCUGAUGAUGAUCUUGAUGACAAUCCCAAUCAGUCUGAUCUGGUGGAACAAGCUUCGGAAAUACUAUAUGGACUGAUACAUGCUCGCUACAUUUUGACAAACAGAGGAAUAGGCCAAAUGAUGGAGAAGUUCCAUCAAGGUGAUUUUGGACACUGUCCUCGUGUUUACUGCGAGUGCCAACCCAUGCUGCCACUUGGUCUGUCCGACGUUCCUGGGGAGGCGAUGGUGAAGCUUUACUGUCCGCGCUGUAUGGACGUGUACACGCCAAAGUCUUCUCGCCACCACCACACUGAUGGCGCCUACUUCGGCACCGGCUUUCCUCACAUGGUCUUCAUGGUUCAUCCAGAGUAUCGGCCCAAGCGCCCCGCUUCACAAUUUGUGCCUAGACUGUACGGGUUCAAGAUUCACCCGCUCGCGUACCAGAUCCAACAGCAAGCGGCGGCGAACUUCAAAGCGCCACUGAGGAGCGUCUCGUACAACAACGAAACGAAGACUUCCAGUAACAUUCCAAAAUGA